AUGCCUCCAAAUGGCUUCUUCAACAUGAGUACAAGCAUGGAAGUCAUCACAGCCAUCGCCACCUCCGGCCAUGAUAUCAACGCUGUCCGACAGGCAGUGAUCAUGUACAUUGUGGCCAAAAAGAAAAAAGGUUAUUCUGAACAAUACAUACACGAAAAAUUAGAAAAGUUAGAGCUCAAGUUCAUGCACAUAGAGGCAUUACAUCCCGCUUGGAGAGACGCUCGAGCGUUAUUCCAGCUUCGCAAAUCUGAUUACAUCCCCAUGCCCAUGUCCAUUGUUCGCGAGCGUGAAAACGAGGAGCGUCGCCAAUUGGAGAGGGAGUCGUCUUCAAUGGCACUAUCGAGUCCAGUUGCUUCUUCCGCAUCAACUUACACGUCGUCUUCAGCAUCCAUGUACACGUCGUCUUCGGCAUCCACUUAUACAUCGUCUUCGGCAUCCACUUACACAUCGUCUUCGGCAUCCACUCACACGUUGUCUUCAGCAUCAACUCGUCCUUCAUCAGUGCCGUCUAUUGCAUCAGUAAUAUCGACUCCCAGCUCGCCACCACCUCUAAGCUGGGAUGGUACAAGCAAACAAGAUGAACCAGGACAUCACUCCCCAUCUCAUGCUCAUCCAUCCCGCCGUGACACAGCAUUGUCCUUACUCUCCGAGUAUAGUGAUGACUCAGAGCCCGACGAACAAGUGUUCAUUCUGCCAUCAGGUAACCCGCAGAAUUAG
Molecule: messenger RNA, 717 nt
Organism: Suillus fuscotomentosus
Lineage: Eukaryota; Fungi; Basidiomycota; Agaricomycetes; Boletales; Suillaceae
Exons: 3
Coding region: 1-717 (238 amino acids)
Source: RefSeq, a predicted model, not a curated record